This is a messenger RNA of Coffea eugenioides, 1950 nucleotides long. Its product is annotated as 4-coumarate--CoA ligase-like 6. Lineage: Eukaryota; Viridiplantae; Streptophyta; Magnoliopsida; Gentianales; Rubiaceae. Gene Ontology annotation, cellular component: peroxisome. Bases 1 to 1722 code for a protein of 573 amino acids. The record is from RefSeq and is a predicted model, not a curated record. Gene Ontology annotation, molecular function: CoA-ligase activity. Gene Ontology annotation, biological process: ubiquinone biosynthetic process. The transcript is spliced from 6 exons.
AUGGCUACAUUCUUGAAAUCUACCCACAUCUCAACUGAUCAAGAAACCAUCUUCAACACAAAAUUCAAAUCUUCAAUCCCAAAACUCUCGUACCCUUCAUGGUAUUCACCAGAAACUGGAAUUUACCAUAGCAAACACCCUUCCGUCACCCUUCCUUCAGACCCUUUUCUUGAUGUUGUUUCCUUCAUCUUUUCACAUGAACACAGUGGUCAAACAGCCCUGAUUGAUUCUUCAUCAGGGUUUUCUCUAUCGUACUCGAAAAUCUUCCCUUUGGUGAAAUCCGUCGCCAGUGGAUUACACCAAAUGGGAGUAUCUCAAGGGGAUGUUGUUCUGAUUUCGCUUCCGAAUUCGAUUCACUUCCCCAUUGUUUUUCUUGGGAUUUUGUCCCUUGGAGCAAUUGUCACUGCUAUCAAUCCUUUGAGUAGUCUGUCAGAGGUUAAAAAACUAGUUCUAGAUUGUAAACCAUCUUUUGGCCUUUGCCUGCCUGAGAAAGUUGAUGAAUUGAGUGCAUUUGGAUUUCCUGUAAUUGGGGUGCCAAAUACUGAAUCUUUGAUGCCAAAUUCAAAGGUCUGUCGAAAUUCUGAUUUUUAUAAGCUGAUUUCCAGUGAUCCAAAAUUGGCUCCAAGGCCUAAAAUUAAUCAGCAAGAUACUGCAGCAAUAUUGUAUUCAUCAGGGACCACUGGUACUUGUAAAGGAACUAUCUUAACUCAUGGUAAUUUUAUAGCCAUGGUUGUUCUUUUUGUUAGAUUUGAGGCCUCCACUUACUGCGAUUUGCCUUCGGAGAAUGUAUAUUUGGCUACUUCGCCAAUGUUCCACAUUUAUGGACUUUCACUUUUUGUUAUGGGAUUGUUAUCACUGGGGACUACUAUUGUUGUUAUGAGAAAAUUUGAUGCUGAUCAAUUGGUUAGAGUGAUUGAUAAAUAUGGUGUUACUCAUUUUCCAACGGUUCCUCCUGUAUUGAUGAAAUUGACAAGUAGAGCAAAGGAUGCAUCUGACGGUAGUUUGAAGAGCUUAAGACAGGUUUCAUGUGGAGCUGCUCCUGUGAUUGCAAAAUGCAUUGAGGACUUUGUUCAGACGCUUCCUCAUGUAGAUUUUAUUCAGGGCUAUGGCAUGACUGAGUCAACUGCAGUGGGAACCCGCGGGUACAACACAGAAAACUUUUACAAGUACAGUUCUGUAGGACUUCUGGCUCCAAAUGCACAAGCUCGGGUGGUGAAUUGGACUACUGGUUGCUCCUUACCUCCUGGCAGCACUGGCGAGCUCUGGCUACGUUCCCCUGGCACGAUGAAAGGGUACUUGAACAAUGAUGAAGCGACCAAGUCUACAAUUGAGAAAGAUGGAUGGCUGCAUACAGGAGACAUUGUUUAUUUUGAUGAAGAUGGAUACUUGUAUGUUGUAGAUAGAUUGAAAGAAGUUAUCAAAUACAAAGGCUUCCAGAUUGCGCCAGCUGACCUUGAGUCUGUGUUGAUGUCUCAUCCAGAAAUUGUUGAUGCUGCUGUCACAGGGGCAAGGGAUGAAGAAGCUGGAGAGAUUCCAGUGGCAUUUGUAGUCAGGAAGGAAGGAAGUACACUUUCUGAAGCAGCUGUGAUAGAAUUCGUUGCAAAGCAGGUUACACCAUACAAGAAGAUCAGAAAGGUGAAUUUCAUAGCUUCAGUACCAAGAUCUGCAGCUGGAAAGAUUCUUAGGAGGACCUUAAGACCCUUGUUACUUUCCAGAGUUUAGUCCUUUUUCCAAAGUGUCAAUAGCUAGGCUGUAACCUUCAAGAAUGAAAUUUCAAUGGACUUUUCACAGGGACAUACUCCUUGGAAUGUCAUAAAAGUCAAUAGUUAGUUCAAGAAAUUUGUAGCUCCAUUCAUUGGAUUUUGGCGGUCAUUUCAUGUUAAUAGUUUUUCCCUCAUAGUGGAUCUUCUUAGAAGAUUACACUCUUCCCCCACUCCAUCUUAUAUGUGA